AAUAUGCUCAUAGAGGCGCUAGUGGAAUUCCAGCUAAAACGCGACAUAUGAUCGCUUUCAGAUUUCUCUCCGAUAGUAAUUUUAUAAUACGACGAUUGUGAUUCAAUAAUUUAUUAAAAAAUGGCAACAACGGAAAACAUCAAAUAUGUUUAUCAUUUGCCGUUCUCCGAACGAUCGGAAUUUUGUAAAAUUAUGAAUCAAAAUGAUAAAUGGGAAGAGCUGGCUGGCACUUGGAUGAAGUAUGAUGUUUUAACGAUACAGAGUCUAAGGAAGGAAAAAAAUCCUACGGAUGAACUUUUAACAUUAUGGGGUCAUCAUAAUCAUACAAUAGCAGAAUUAUUUGUCUUGCUGUCCAGAAUGCAGCAUUAUCAGUCAAUGGUACCUUUGUUACCUUUUGUCGAUCAGAAAUUUCAUCGACUUUUACAUAAUGGAGAAGCCAAUUUGCAGAACAUAUCACGCAGGCAAUUAGUUAACAAGAAUACUAAGGAUUUAAAGAUUGGCACACAGAAUUUUAAUCAACGUGUAGUGCCGCAGCAAAGUGUUAAUAAAAUUUUAAAUCAACCAACAGCGCAAUUGGGUGUUAGUCCAAGCAACUCCAAUAACUUGUUAGUAAUUUCACCAGCAGCAGUAGCUGGUUUUUCACUGUUUCCACAAAAUGGCAGUAGCAAAAAGAUUAACGAAUCACCACUGCCAAAAACAGAAACUACUUUGCCACACGCGAGUUAUAGUGAACUAGCUAUUGCUACAAAUGGAUGGAAUCAGCACAAUAUAUUAGGAAAAGGUGGUUUUGGAACUGUUUAUAGAGGCAUCUGGAAAAAUACUGAUGUUGCAAUAAAGAAAAUCAGACAGAAGGGUCCCGACUCAGAUGAAAGUUAUAUGUUGCAGCUUCAGCAAUCAUUGAAAGAAAUAAAAAUUUUGAAUUCUCGUGCUCAUGAAAAUAUCUUACCUUUAUACGCAUAUAGUUUUGGUGGCGAAGCACCGUGCUUGGUUUAUCAGCUGAUGAAGAAUGGAUCUUUAGAAGAUAGGCUAUUAUUAAGACAAAAGAAACCAUUAACAUGGAUGCAAAGACAUGAUAUUGCCAAAGGUAUAGCUACGGGAUUGCAAUACUUACACACUAUCGGGAAGAAACCAUUAAUCCAUGGUGAUAUUAAAAGUGCGAAUAUUUUGUUGGAUAAAAAUUUCGAGCCGAGAAUUGGCGAUUUUGGUUUGGCUCGAGAAGGUCCUGAAAAGGAUAGUAUGAAGAUCAGUAGAAUCCACGGAACCAGACCCUAUCUACCAGAAGAAUUUUUAUUUGAUAAAAAACUAUCUACAAAAAUAGAUACUUAUAGUUAUGGCAUAGUCUUGUUCGAAAUGGCAACUGGUCUUCGGGCUUACGACGAUUCACGGUCCGAGAAUAAAUUGUUACGAGAUUUGGUUGAUGAUUGGGAAAACAAAGAUCUUUAUUUCUUAAUAGACAAAAAAGGUGGUGAAGAAGAUAAACAAGUUUAUAGAAAUUUGAUAAAUCUAGGGAAAUGUUGUGCUAAUCCGUUGGCGCAAAAUCGGCCCGAAAUGGAAUUUGUUUUUCAAAAAUUGAACAAUUUAUAAAUUAUCUAUAUUAAUAUCGUUUAAGAU
Messenger RNA from Pogonomyrmex barbatus (red harvester ant), 1611 nucleotides. RefSeq names its product serine/threonine-protein kinase pelle (gene pll). The record is from RefSeq and is a predicted model, not a curated record. NCBI's taxonomy places the organism in Eukaryota, Metazoa, Arthropoda, Insecta, Hymenoptera, Formicidae. Gene Ontology annotation, molecular function: protein kinase activity; ATP binding. Gene Ontology annotation, biological process: protein phosphorylation.